AUGCGAUUGAAGGUUCCACAAUUAUAUUUCAAGGCAUGUCAUGAUUCAAGAGGUUUGUUACGUAACUUGUUCUGGUCUGAUGGGAUUAGCCAACUAGACUACCAACUCUUCGGGAAUGUUAUUGCUUUUGAUGCUACGUACAAGAAGAACAAGUAUAGUUGUCCAUUAGUCAUAUUCAGCGGGAUUAACCACCACAACCAAACAAUUAUUUUUGCUGCUGCGUUAAUUGUAGACAAAACUACUGAUACAUAUAUUUUGCUCCUGCGUCAGCUCAUGUUUGCAAUGAAGGGCAAGACCCCGACCUCAAUAAUAACUGAUGGGGCCAUGGCGAUUAGGAAUGCAGUAAGAGAAGUAUUUUCCGAAGUUAGACAUAGAUUAUGCUCUUGGCACCUUAUUCGAAAUGUAACUAGCAAUGUUGGAAAUUCAUCGUUUACAUCUAAAUUCAGAAAAAUCAUGUUGGGAGACUACGAGAUUCCCGUGUUUAAGCGUAAGUGGGUUCAGCUUAUUGAAGAAUUUCGCCUUGAGGAUAAGCCGUGGGUGAUCAACAUGUACGAAGAGAAGCAUAUGUGGGCUACUGCAUAUAUAAGAGGAAAAUUCUUUGCUGGCUUUAGGACUACCUCAAGAUGUGAAGGUUUACACUCAGUUGUGGCAAGGUAUGUGGGGUCGCGGUAUGAUUUGACAAGUUUUGUAGAGAAUUUUCAAAGGUGUGUUGCACACUUGCGCUUUAAAGAAUUUAAUGCUGAUUAUGAAUCUACACGUGGGGUGCCCGUCAUGCAGACUUGUAUAGAGCUGCUAGAGAGAUAUGCUGCUGAGUUAUAUACUCAUGAGAUAUUUCUUUUGUUUCGGCCAUUUCUCUCUAGAGCUGGAUCAAUGCGGGUGCUAAACAUAGAGAAUAGCGAUGAUUGCAUAAAUUGGCGGCUGGUGGCUUCUCAUCCGCAAGCUCCCAGGGUACCUAAGCUCGGCGGCCCAUCUGAGUAA
Molecule: messenger RNA, 978 nt
Organism: Arachis ipaensis
Lineage: Eukaryota; Viridiplantae; Streptophyta; Magnoliopsida; Fabales; Fabaceae
Source: RefSeq, a predicted model, not a curated record